This is a messenger RNA of Caenorhabditis briggsae, 489 nucleotides long. The transcript is spliced from 4 exons. Bases 1 to 489 code for a protein of 162 amino acids. The record is from RefSeq and is a predicted model, not a curated record. NCBI's taxonomy places the organism in Eukaryota, Metazoa, Nematoda, Chromadorea, Rhabditida, Rhabditidae.
AUGGCUCCUCGUAAAAACAAGCCAAUCGUCCAAGUUCAAGGAUAUGCAAUGCGAUUCAAAAAAAUGAACCAAAAUGGAACAGAGCUUUUUUACUGUGUCGAGCGAGAAAGAGGAGCUCGAUGUGAUGCAGCUUAUCAUUUCGACAGAAUGAACAACACGUUCACUGUUAAAAAGCAAAAUGUGAGACACGACGUGGAUUUUGUCAGAAGUGAAGCAUUCCUCGUGCGCCAGGAAUUGAAAAAAUGUGCGAAUGAUGGAAAACCCCGUGAAGUGGUUGAUGAGGUUCGAGCCAAGUUCUCUCCAGUUGCUUCAGUUGCUUGCGGUCAAUCAAAACAGAACACUCACCAACGCAUUGAAGGACGGGAGACUCAUCAAGACGCUAAUAAAUCAGUCAAUCCCGCCAAAUAUGCCUUUGACUGGUCUCAAUUUAUUAGACGCCAUCUCGGACGCCCAUUCUGUUUAAAAGUCAUGAAAUCUUUCUUUUUUUAA